GCGCCUUUUUGAAGGUGUAAUCAAUGAGAUGCCGCUUGCACAUCUAGGUCAACCAUUUCUUAAGGCAAGCGAUGUAACUAAUGAGUUAAAGUGCAUAUCUAUAGACGACGCACCAGAUGAUGGUUGUCAAAAGGUCGAUGUUGCUGAGGUUGAAGUGAAUAUUGAGAACUUAGCACAUAAAACAGAAAAGGUCGAUCCUUCAUGUUUCGAUUUGCUUUAUGUUAUCGGUCAAGGAUCUUUCGGAAAGGUAUUUCUAGUCAGGAAAAAUAAUGGAAAUGAUAAAGGAACUCUGUACGCAAUGAAAGUUUUGAAAAAGGCUGUUUUGAAAGUUCGUGAUAGACUGAGAACAAAGCUUGAAAGAGAUAUUUUAACUAGAAUUAAGCAUCCGUAUAUAGUUGAUUUGCAUUACGCUUUCCAAACCGAGGGAAAGGUUUAUCUCAUUCUGGAGUUUCUUAGGGGAGGGGAUCUUUUCUCCCGUUUGUCCAAAGAGUAUAUGUUUACAGAAGAAGAUGUAAAAUUCUAUUUGGCUGAAAUCGCAUUGGCUCUUAGCUAUUUGCACAGCCACGGAAUAGUCUAUAGAGACUUGAAACCUGAAAAUGUUUUGCUGAACGAAGAUGGUCAUGUACGUCUAACUGAUUUCGGCCUAUCAAAAGAGUCGGUUUUUGAAUCAUCUGGUGAUCGAACAUAUUCAUUUUGUGGAACAGUGGAAUAUAUGGCUCCAGAAGUUGUAAGUAGACAUGGACAUGGGACAGCUGCUGACUGGUGGAGUUUCGGGGUACUUAUGUAUGAAUUACUUACCGGUAUUCUGCCUUUCCAUAGUGAGAAUAGAAAAGAUACAAUGCAGAUGAUUUUAAAAGCAAAAUUAUCAAUGCCACAAUUUCUUAGUCCGUCAGCUCAAAGUUUAUUACGCGCUCUUUUCAAGAGGACUCCAUCAAAUCGGUUAGGAUAUGGACCAGAUGGAUUUGAACAGUUAAAAAAUCAUGAAUUUUUCAGUACAAUCAAUUGGGAUGAUUUAUUGAAUGGUCGUAUUCAACCGCCAUUUAAACCUCCUUGUUCAUCAAUUAAUGAUAUUUUAAAUUUCGAUCCAGAAUAUACAUCACGUACACCACAUGACUCACCAUGUCCACCAGCCAGUGCAUCGGCGCAUAUGUUGUUUCGUGAAUUCAGUUAUGUAGCGCCUGGAUUUUUCUCAGAUCAGCAUCAUCAUCAUCAGAACAAUACAAACACAAAUAAUUGCACUAAUCAUGGUAACCCUGAUAAAGAUGUAUUGAAUAGAACAAGCACUACUUGUUUGAGUUCACAGAAAGAGAAAUUCAAUUAUAAUUCUAGACACGAUGAUGAUCGUGCAAAUCCCGCAUACCUUCCAGAAGAUCUUCCUCCUUUAACUCCUACAGUGGCAAAGCGUCUUCUUCGGUUAACUGGUUUGCCAGGAGUAAAAUAUAAACCGUUCUUAGUCGAUUAUAUCUUAUUAGAAGAAAUCGGUAAAGGCUCCUUUUCAGUUGUACAUAAAUGCUGUCAUAGAAAUACAAAUGCCAUAUACUGUGUAAAGAUCAUUGACAAAUCAAAACGGGACGCUCGAGAAGAAGUUGAAAUAUUGCUUAGACACCAUAAUCAUCCAAAUAUUGUUUCUGUCGCAGAUGUUUAUGAAAAUGAACAUCUAGUUUAUCUUGUUAUGGAAUAUUUAAAAGGUGGUGAAUUAUUAGACAGGAUAUUUCGUGAAAAAUUACUAUCGGAACGUGAAGCCAGUAAUGUGACUUAUGUGAUUGCAAAUACAUUAAGUUAUUUACACACGAAUAUGGUUGUACAUCGUGAUCUUAAACCAUCCAAUAUAUUAUAUGCAGAUGAUUCUGGUAAUGCAUCUUCAUUGAGAAUAUGUGAUUUUGGUUUUGCAAAACAAUUAAGAGCUGAGAAUGGUCUUUUAAUGACACCAUGUUAUACUGCGAAUUUUGUUGCACCAGAAGUGUUGAAAAUGCAAGGUUAUCAUGCUGCAUGUGAUGUAUGGAGUUUAGGUGUAUUAGUGUAUACAAUGUUAUUUGGACAAACACCAUUUGCAAUUCAACCAAAUGAAUCAUCUGACAUAGUUUUAUCACGUAUAGAAUCUGGCCGAUUAGAUUUAGUCAAUAAUAAUUGGAGUAAAAUAUCAGAUUCAGCUAGAGAUUUAUUGACAAAAAUGUUGAAUCCUGAACCGUCUAAACGUUGUACUGCUAGUGCGAUAUUAUCACAUCCGUGGAUUAAAAAUCGGGACCAACUGUCACCAGAACUACUGACCAACGCUUUACUGAAUGAUGUUAAUCAAACAAAAAAUUCCGUUGAAGCUACAUUUAAAGCAUUAAAUUGUACCAGUAAAAUACCAAUACUUGAACCAGUGGAAUGUUCUACAUUAGCUCAACGUCGUGUUCGUGCCAAAUCGAAUUUAGUUAAUCAAAUUAAAUCAGAAGAAAAGCAAUGAAUAAAUGAAUGAACUUUUUUUCUAUCUUCUGUUAAUGAAUCCAUCGAAUUGUAUCAAAUUGUAUUCAGCAUUAUAAUAUAUAAGGAUUUUAUUUCAUAUAACUAAUUCUAUUUUAUAAUCAGUCUUUAUCUUUUGACUAUUAAACUGUCCGCCUUGAGUUUUUAUUUUAAAUAUUUUAUUGUACAUGUAAAAUACCUGUCAAGAAUGAUCAACAUUCAAUUAUAUUCGAUCCAUAUGAAAAAAAAGCCUUUAUGCUAAUAUUCAAAAAUACUGCUUUCUUUCUUUCUCUAAAUAUUUUGUAUUUUUUUUUUACGCCGAACAUCAUUGUAUCGAAACAAUUCUUCUCUUUUUUUCUGACCAAUAAUUUCUAUGGAUAUGUUUGUAAAAUGUAUAUGUCCUUGUUUAUUCGACAUGGUAUUUUCACAAAAGCAAUUAUGCUUUAUUCAAUGCUGAUGUAUCUUCUUCUUCUUCUUUUUAUUCUUCUCUUUCAUACAUGAAUGCAGCAUCCAUCCAUGAAUAAAGUUUGCUUGUAUAGAAACAAAAAAAAAACAACUAAAUAAAUCCCUUUUUUGUUGGUUAUUACGCUUACAUUGUUAUUUUCUUACAUCGUUUUUCGUUCAUGAUGUUUGUUUUUAUCGGGACUUAUAUUGUAAUAAUAAUAAUAAUAAUAAUAAUAAUAAUAUUUGUGUAUACUUGAACUAUCUUGUUUUAUUAUUCAAGCUGCUUACUGACACUAACAUAAUUUUGUUUUUCCGUAUUGUAUUGUUUUAUUUCUAACUCAUUUAUGUGAACAUUUUAAUGAGAUAGUGUAUUGUUCUUGUUGAAGUGAAAUUUCCCUGUUAAUUUUGUAUGAAUAUCAACUAAAAAAAAAUCUACUCAAUGUAAAAUUCAUUAUUCUAUUAUGCUAAAUUGCACAGUUCAUUUCUCGAUGAUAACGAUGAUGAUGAUGAUGAUGGAGUUAUCUGAAAUUUAUAUUGAAUACUUUGCAUCUAGUUCAAACAAUUUAACAUCAACAAAAGUGUACACCUUGGUUACACUUCUUCAUUAUCAAUUUUUUUCUUGAAGAAAAAAUAAUCUAUACAGACAAUGAUAUUUAGAUAAAAAAAAAGGUUGUAUUGUUUAUUUGACAUUUUUCACUUUAUACCAAUUUAUCUUUUGCACUUUUUGUUGUCUAGACUCACCGAAAAACAGAAGGUGACACUGUUUGUUUGUUUCUUCAUAUUCUGCAACGAUCAUUGUUUCACGGUUGUUGUUGUUGUUGUUCGUCUUUUUUUUUUAAAAAAAAAUGAGUUUCAUUCUCUCACAUCAUGUUUAAUUGACAUUGUGUGUUUUCAUAUUUAUUUUUUCAAGCAAACUGGUUACUUUUUUUUCUUCUCUGUCUAAUAUUUCACUAUAGAAUAUAUUAUUAUAUGAUAUUAUUGUUUUCAGUAUUAUUAAGUAUUUUUGCACAUAAUAAUGAUAAUAUUAAUAAUAAUAAUUCAUAUAAUAUGAAGAAUCCCUAGAGUGUUGUUUUUUUAAAAUGUUCAAUUAAAGAAAAUCAUGCCUAGUGUUAUGUUGUGUUUAUUUUAUUACAUUUUAGUAAUUGAAUAAAAU
This is a messenger RNA of Schistosoma turkestanicum, 4042 nucleotides long. The record is from the annotation of a GenBank genome assembly. Lineage: Eukaryota; Metazoa; Platyhelminthes; Trematoda; Strigeidida; Schistosomatidae.